Molecule: messenger RNA, 1728 nt
Organism: Nicotiana tabacum (common tobacco)
Lineage: Eukaryota; Viridiplantae; Streptophyta; Magnoliopsida; Solanales; Solanaceae
Source: RefSeq, a predicted model, not a curated record
AUGGGUAGGUUCGAAAUCGCUGGACGACCAAACUGUCAUGAAGGACUUUUGUCAAAAACUAGCCUGAAAGUGCCUCCCGCGCUGGCAGGUGAGACGGAAUCUCGUCGAAAUUUUUUCUUUGGGCAGCACGUGAGGGUGCGUGGGGUGGAGGGAGUUGUGCCGGAAAGUUUUUUACGGGUUGGUCACUGGAGGCUGAUCUACCUCGUGGUGGUGUUGGCUUUUGCACAAUAUCGACGGAUAAAAAAUUUCCGAUUAAUUGAUUUUUCUUCCCGGAAUCACUGGAAAGGAAGGGCUGGUAAAAGGGUUUUCAGAUUUGAGAUCCUACCAUAUUCUGCAGGUUAUGCAGUCAGGAGGGAUUUUAGUAUUGUGGACUUCACUCAUGUUCAUGUGCGUGUAUUGCAUUCUGAAGGUGACUUGACAGUAAAGAUGAAACUGCACUCCUUGAAAAUUAAGGAUGAACUUCAACGUUCUUUAUGUUCGGGUCCCCAAUAUCUGGCUUGCUCUGUUUUGGUGGAUCAUGGUGCUGCCAGCUGUCCUGACCCCUUGGAACCUCAUGGGAAAGAGCUACCUUUGAUGGUAAUAGAAGAGGAUGAUAUUUUCAAGGAUGCCUUGCCAGAUUUCUUAUCCUUUACAGAUUCUGCUGAAGCUACUACCCCUGAGAAGGAGCUAUUGAGGGGAAGAAGUGUUCCUGGUGAUAUUUUCUAUGAGGCAUUGGGGUCUGAUGACUCUGAUUUUGUGUCUCUAACAUUUAUAACAAGGACUCCUGAUUCUCCUGAUUAUGAUGGCAUAGAUACGCAGAUGAGUGUUCGUAUGUCCAAGCUGGAAUUCUUUUGCAACAGACCUACUCUUGUUGCUUUGAUCGAUUUUGGCUUUGAUCUGAGUUCAGGAAAUAACAUGUUAAAUAAUAAAGAUCUCCCGAAAGAUCCAGAUGAAUCUUCAGUGAACAAAGAGAAAACAGAAGAACAGGGCCAUACACAUGUCAAAGGGUUGCUUGGUCGUGGAAAAGACCGUGUUGUGUUUUUUCUAAACAUGAAUGUUGACAGUGUUACAGUGUUCCUCAAUAAGGAGGAUGGUUCUCAGCUUGCUAUGUUUGUGCAAGAAAGUUUUCUGCUGGAUAUUAAGGUUCAUCCAAGUUCUACUUCCAUAGAAGGUACCCUUGGAAACUUCAGGCUAUGUGAUCUAACACUUGGCUCCGACCAGCGAUGGGGUUGGCUAUGUGAUAUUCGUAAUCAAGGGGCUGAAUCACUCAUUCAGUUUGUAUUUAAGUCUCAUAGUACAGAAGAUGAUGAUUAUGAAGGAUAUGACUACAGCUUGCGGGGUCGACUUUCAGCAGUUCGUAUAGUUUUCCUUUAUAGGUUUGUUCAAGAGAUUACUGCGUACUUCAUGGAGCUUGCCACACCCCAUACUGAGGAUGCUAUUAAACUCGUUGAUAAAGUGGGAGGGAUUGAAUGGUUGAUUCAAAAAUAUGAGGUUGAUGGAGCCUCUGCAAUAAAGCUGGACCUUUCACUCGAUACUCCCUUAAUAAUUGUCCCAAGGAAUUCCAGAAGCGAAGAGUCAGUCAUUAACCUACUAUCUUUAUUUAUUCGAACUCUAGCUUGUCUACAUUAUGCAUUUGUCAAUUUAGAGUUUUGUCUUUCCUGGAAACUAGGACACUUAAAAUUGAAUGUCAUCUUCCAGCUAUUUAGCUGUUCAAACGGUUGUUUGUCUGCAUUAUGCAAUUUCAGUUAA